AUGUCCCACUGGAUUCCUGCGAACUCGAUACUUCCAUACAUACAAACACUCGGCUUGCUAGUGACUUUAUGCGUGAUAAUCCGAAAGCUGCGUGCCCAGCCCAGUCCUUGGGCUGCGCUCCCGAGGAUACCCAUCUUGGGAACUCUACCAUAUGUAACUGGCCCUAACUUCCCUUUGCAAUGUUCAGGAUGGCGCAGGAAAUACGGGCAGAUAUAUAGUUAUAAGCCCGGUUUAGCACAAGAGAUACUGGUAGUGUGUGGAGCGAGACUCGCAAGGGAAUUAUUCAUCACGAACAGCCAGUCUUUUCAACAUCGACAUUGUCCCUUUUUCUACGCGCGCGAAUUGAAACUAGAAGACCAUUUCACUCCGCUACUUGACUCGUCGCCUGCCAUCCAAACUCAGCGUCGUCUGAUCUACCAAGCCAUAAAAGCUAGCAUCACGCGCGGCAAGGGUGCAGCGGUACAUAGAGCAUCUCUGGGUCUAUUACAAACUCUACGAUCUCAUGCCAAUGACCGAAGGAGUCCAGUUUUAGAUCUUCAACAAGUCAUUGCCGAUGCGGUCGGUCUCUCGGCGCUCAGUCUGAGUUAUGGUUUCGAUUGGACGAUCAAGGACUUGCGAGCUUGUAGAGAGGCGGCCGUCUUGUUCGCAGAAGUACCCAAAUACUUUGCAUUCUUCAACUGGAUCAACGAGCCCUCUGUUGCAUUCCCUUUCCUCACUCGUCUGCUGGGCACGCGGACCCAGAGAAUAAGGGAAUCGGCCACACAGGCUGCCCAAAACCUAUUAGAAAGCUACCAGGGGCUUUUUGCGUUAACCAUGGAGAAAGUUCGUAACGAAGGAGUGGGCUCUUUGGAUGACUCGGUGGCCCGAAUUUUAUUAUCAGACGAUGAUGAAGACAUUCCGGUCUACAGGCAAAGUAUCCUCUGUGGAAGCGCAGCGACCGCGGCAUUCUCCACCACGGCCGGUACGGUGCAUUUGCUGGUCGGUUGUCUGGCCGCUUAUCCAGAGUGGCAAACCAAACUACAGAGUGAAGUUGAUCGCCUUGCCAAAACACAAGACCCACUCAACUCAAGUAAUGGACUUCCGGGCUUCGUGUCUGACAAAGACCACGAAGAUGCUUGUCUCACAUGGGCCUUUAUUGAUGAAGCUUUGAGAUACUAUCCCAUUUUUCCUAUAAAUACGCGCGUUGCAAAUCAGGAUUAUACUUUGCACGAUGGUCGAACUAUUAAGACGGGCCAAAUUUUGUUCACUGUCCCUGCAGCCAUCAACCGAGAUCCUGAACUGUACGAGGACCCAGACACAUUUGACCCCACCCGUUUCCUGAAUAAUGACACAGGCUCGGCGAAGUUGGAGAAAGGGAUGAAACUGAACUGGCCUAAAUAUAGGCAUGUAUCAUUCGGAAGCGGCCGGCGAAGUUGUCCGGGAUCCGAACUGGCAGAAUACAGUGUAUUUGUCCUGCUCACACAACUGGUUCACUGCUUUGAAGUGAAAUAUGAGGAUGACGCAUCACAUGCUAUUGGAAUCCGACCAGAACUCGUCGGAUUAGAAAACCAUUUUUCAAUUCCCAAAAUAAAAUUCAUUCCAAGAAGAGAUCUUUCUCAUCUCUGA
Melampsora larici-populina 98AG31 is the source of this 1605-nucleotide messenger RNA. RefSeq names its product cytochrome P450 monooxygenase. Gene Ontology annotation, molecular function: oxidoreductase activity, acting on paired donors, with incorporation or reduction of molecular oxygen; iron ion binding; monooxygenase activity. The record is from RefSeq and is a predicted model, not a curated record. The coding region runs from base 1 to 1605 and encodes 534 amino acids. The transcript has 8 exons. Lineage: Eukaryota; Fungi; Basidiomycota; Pucciniomycetes; Pucciniales; Melampsoraceae.